Molecule: messenger RNA, 1158 nt
Organism: Parnassius apollo (apollo)
Lineage: Eukaryota; Metazoa; Arthropoda; Insecta; Lepidoptera; Papilionidae
Source: the annotation of a GenBank genome assembly
AUGAACAUAACCAAGUUUACGGAAACGGUACAUAACGCUCAGGGAAAUGCAGUCAACAAUGGUGUGGUUAACGACAAACAACUGUUAUUAGCAUUUGUUGUCAACCGGCAUGGAGAACGGACGCCUGACGCUGAUGAACUGUCGCUUUCCAACGAAAAAGAGAAACUGAGAAAGCUUAUAAGUAUUGAAGGUCUCGAAGGACUAACAAAUGCUGGCAAACGUACAGCCUUCCAAAUCGGAAAGUUUAUCCGACAACGUUAUGGCUCCCAAGGAUUGAAGAUGUUAUCAAACAUCUAUCUUCAAGAUGAGAUAUCAGUUAGGAGUACGGACAAGGAGCGGACAAAAAUGACGGCCCAAGUCGCAAUGGCGGCUGUGUACCCCCCAGAAGUACCUCAACAGUGGGACGAAGGUUUAGGCAAGGUUUGGCAGCCGGUUCCAUACACUGCCGUGCCUUUACGGGAAGACUAUCUGCGCUAUUACUCCAACUGCGAAAAGUUUAAGGAAUUAAUGGAGAAAGCUAAAAAAGAAUCGAUUUAUGAAGAGUUCGCUGUGUUUAAUGACCUGAUCCCUACGCUGAAAACACAAACAGGGCGUAACUUCACUGAAAACCCACUACUAUUCCAGACAAUCAACGAUUUGUUUAGAAGUCAGAUCGCCCUCGGCUUGGGUGUACCACAAUGGGCUAAGCCUCUUCUACCACGACUUAGUGAAGCAUCGAGAUUAGCGUAUAGGUUGUAUUAUAAGACUGAUGAAAUGAAAAGAAUUGGUGGAGGCGUUAUGUUGAACGAUUUCAUCUCAGCUGCAAACGAUAUAAUAGCUGGCAAGACCGUCACGAAGAGGUUCCGAUUAUUCUCGGCCCACGACUUCAACAUCGGUGCCCUGAUGGACGUUACGAAGGUCGUGAAGAGAGAGCAAAUCGUCCCCGAGUAUGGAUCUCUAUUUGCUAUUGAGCUGUACAAAUCCAAGAGCAAUGAAGAAUUCACUGUUUUGCCGGUGUAUCUGCCAAAAGCUGGUGAGUCGGACGCCCAGUACCUGCACUUCACAGGCUGCGAAAACGACAAUUACUGUAAUUACAAACAUUUCGCCGAUCUCACCAAGGAGUACCUUCUACCAGAGAAGGAGUUUUACAAAAUCUGCAACAUCAAGACAGAACUGUAG